ACCAAAGUAGGAAGUGGCUGUUAAAGCUGAAAUAUGUGACACGAAUGACGAAGCUCCCAGGCAGUUGACAACCUUGAGGUCUCUUCUACCUUUGAGAAUUUGGGAGUUUGAAAAGUCCACCUUACUCGGCCCUCCAAUGUGCUGAAGGAGAGGAUAGUGGAUCGGGCCAAGCUGUCAGCAGCAGGACGCCAUGUCUCACACCCAGUCUGACGGCUGUGCGGGUGAUCAGGCCCAUCUAAUUCUUGAGAGCCAGUUUUCCACGGAACUUCACAUAUCCGAGCCCGGCGAUGAAUGCUGCCAGUCACAAAGCUUCCCCACCCUCCAGCCAGAAGCAUGCCCAACACAAGAGGAAGAUGACCGGUUGGUGGUACCGCAGCGCUUGAUUUUGAGUACUCAAAGUGCAGCAGCGCUGAAGCUUGGCACGGAGCAACUCAUCCCCAAGAACCUCGCCGUGGCCAGCCGGUCCAAGAAUCGCCACCACACCACUGUGGUGACCUUCCCUGUGGGACUGGAGAAGUCCAGCAAUGCAUCCCGCACACGUCACUCAACACAGGGUCCAGAUCUAACCUGGGAGGACUAUGACAGUGAUGGAGACGGCUUUUCUUUGAGGAGGAACCGCAGGAACAAGUCCUACAGAGCAGCUGUGACCAGCCUGGACAUUGAGGCCAUGGCAAGGGGAAAAGUGUCCGCAAACACACUAAAACCUCUUAAAGAGGGAAGGGCAUCCAGUCCGGGUCCAGCUCGCAGUCCUGGCAGGAAGCGAACCCUGGGGAGAAAAAGGAACCGUAACCAGCGUGGCUCAUUCAAAGACGCAACACCGCGCCUCUACCAGGAGAUCCGAGAGCGAGGUUUGCACUCCACCAACCAGGAUGAACUUCUGGAUGACUUUGUGGUGGUGGAACCUCCUGUGGAGGACCAGAGCAUCGUGGUGAAGAGCUACCGGCCGGCGCAGCUCACCUGGAGCCAGCUACCACAGGUGAAGGACACUGGUGUACUGAAUAUAAUCUCACCUCAAGAGAGAAAGCGGCAAGAGGCAAUCUUUGAAAUAAUUACAUCAGAGCAUUCAUACCUGCACAGUCUGGGCAUCCUGGUGCGACAUUUUAAGGAGAAUGACGCCCUUAGGAGAACCAUGACAACCACAGAGCACCAUCACCUCUUCUCCAACAUCUCUGUUAUCUACCAAGUCAGCAAACGCUUUUUUGAGGACCUGGAGCGACGUCACUAUGACAACCCGGUGAUCCGGGACAUUAGUGACAUUGUUCAGAACCACGCCGCCCACCACUUUGAGCCAUAUAUUGUCUACUGUUCCAAUGAGACUUUCCAGCAAAGGACGCUGCAGAAGCUCUUGACCAGCAAUGGUGCUUUUAAGGACACCCUGAAGCAAAUUGAAGGGAGUGGCGAAUGCGGAGGCCUGCCCAUGAUCUCUUUUCUCAUUCUACCGAUGCAACGGGUUACCAGACUGCCACUGCUUCUGGAUACUAUUUGCCAGAAAACUCCUGACAAGACAGCAGAGUACUUUUCUGCGGUCUGGGCGCUGCAUGCCAUUAGCAAGUUGGUCAGCAGCUGCAAUGAUGGUGCUCGUCGGAUGGAGAGGACAGAACAGAUGUACACCAUCCAGAAGCAAAUGGAGUUUGGUAAAAUCAAGCCGUUCCCGCUGGUGUCGUCGUCACGCUGGCUGAAAAAACGCGGUGAGCUGGCCGUCUGUUUUGAAGAGCUCAGCAUCUGGAGAGCGUUCAGCAACAGGAGCAACUACCUGUUUCUCUUCAAUGAUGUACUCAUUGUCACCAAGAAGAAAAGUGAGGAGAGCUUCGUGGUGAUGGACUACGCCACUCUGGAAAACGUGGAGGUGGAGGUGGGUGAGCAAACAGACGGUCAGACAUCACCCCCUUCCAAGAGCAGCUCCAGCCAGUAUCUGUCCUUCAAACUACUCAUGAGCAAGAACAGUGAGGGCAGACCGGAGUGCACCACCCUGGUGGCUGAGUCCAGGUUGGACCGGGCCCGCUGGAUAGUCGCUUUGACAGAACACAAGCAGACAGAAAUUUUCUCUUGUAAAGAUGGUCUUCCUCAGUACGAGGCCACCAAAGCCUACAUGCCCAAGGAGCCAGAUGAGGUGGGACUGCAGCAGGCUGAGCUUGUCAUUGUCCAGAGGGUCGAGGAAGGCUGGUGCUACGGGGAGAGGAUGAGAGACGGCGAGAGAGGCUGGUUUCCUGCUAGCUGUGCCACGGAGAUCACGAACCCCACCGCUAUAGAGGACAACAUGCAGCGGAUGAAGCGUCUCCGCAAAGAGACCAACGUUUGAGAGCAGAAGAUUGCCAUUGUGAUGACAUUUAGACAAUAUAGAUUAGAAUAUAAGAAAGGCCAUAUCAGUCUUCAUCCAGAAGAACAUAGGUUCUAAAGUGAACUUCUUCCACACCAAACUCGUUCAUUCAUGCCUUUAUGGACUUUGCUUUGUACACGAACAGAAACACUGUUCCCACCAAGUUGGACGCAUACAACGGACUAUAUUUUGUGAAGCUGAAGUUAAACACGGGGGAAUAACCCAAUAGAUGUCAUUAAAAUAGUGCAUUCAUGAACAUAUAUACUGUGCUACCUGGAGGCUUGGUCAGGCCCAUUGUUCAUGUUCCAUCCACUGCCAUUAGGGAUUGGACCCCCACUUUUCAUAAGAGUUGCAUUCCGGGAACACCAGUAAAUGGCGAAAAAGCACAAGUCAUUGAUAUGCCCAUAAAAAUGUACCAGUAUAUUUUAGACACACUUUUGUGUCUCACAGGGCACACAACUGGUGCAUUCAAUGACCAUGAAACUGUGAAAUGUCCCUUGACAAAAUUUUUUUUUUUUUUUUUUUUAAAUCAGUGAAGCAUAAAGACAAAUGUAAAAAAUGUGGGCGUUUUAACAGUGGUAGAGCUGUAUUAUCACAUUUAUAAAUUACCAACUCCUGGUGAAUGAGAUGUUUUCUGACAUAGAAAAAGCCUAUAUUUAGAGAAAUAAUUUUUUGACCAAUCAUAUGCAAAUUCACAGGGCCAUGAACGCUGAAUCACAAAUGUGCGGCGGCCCACUGUAAACAACUUGUAAUUUACCUUUAUUUACCUUCAACGACAAAGAUAAAGCCUACUUAAAAAUCAAGGAACUUGAAAAGUUGCAAAUACUUGUAUCUCCUACACUUGAACCUUAUAGCAUGAAGAUUUAAUGUACAUAUGAGCUCUGUUGGAUUAAGAUGCAUAAGUAAUGCAUGGACUGGGCUUCAAACACUGCUAUAUUGUCUUUGCUUCCUAAUAUAAGCAGCAUGAAUGGUAAAUGUCCCCUCUAGUGCCAAGUAUGUGUACUCUUGCAUUUUUGCAAAUGUGUCAACAAGAUGCCUAGUUCCCCAUGUAUUUGGAAAUAAAUAAUCAC
Molecule: messenger RNA, 3387 nt
Organism: Dunckerocampus dactyliophorus (ringed pipefish)
Lineage: Eukaryota; Metazoa; Chordata; Actinopteri; Syngnathiformes; Syngnathidae
Gene: arhgef16
Product: Rho guanine nucleotide exchange factor (GEF) 16
Exons: 15
Coding region: 191-2299 (702 amino acids)
Biological process (GO): activation of GTPase activity
Molecular function (GO): guanyl-nucleotide exchange factor activity; protein binding
Source: RefSeq, a predicted model, not a curated record